AAAUCUACUUGUGUAACUGCAGCCAGCCUGUACAUGUCCCUGUGCUGCGACUGCCUUCAUUCCUAACCUGCGUGAAUACUCCACAGCGCUGAAGCUCGGGCUGGGGAGGGCUUUAGCAAAGCUCACAGCACGCAGGAAAUCAGCACAGACAGACAAUGACACAGAGAUUAGUAAUCGUUUAACCCUCGCCUGCCUUUCUCAAAGCUCGUAUGGGGUCACAUGGUGAGCACAGGACACUGUGUGGCCACCAUUUAUCACUUACACCAUCCACACAGCAGGAGUGAGACAUGUUAAGAUUCCAGAAGAGAAAGAAAAAGAGCAAAAGCUGUAGAUUUGUUUGUUUUAUACAGGAUUUACAGGAAUUCUGAGAUCCAUCAGAGGACAAACAAAAAACUCGGACCCAACAGGUCUGGAAAAAAAUUAAAAAAGAAAAAAAUUAAAAAAGAAAGAAGGCAAAAAUCCUCCACCUGCUCCUGCACACUCUCUCUCUCUCUCUCUCUCUCUCUCUCUCAGAGACACGCCUUCUAUUCAGACCUCACCUUAGUAACUGUCACACAAUAGAGUCAGCCGUCACACCUGACUCCGGACCUCACCGCUUCCAAUCUACCAGGAGGACUAUGAACUGUGGAGACACUGUACACUGAGUAUAAAGGGCGCGGUAAAAAAGCAAUUUCCAUUAUCAAGACUUUAUAGCCAAACAAGCCUGGUCCUGUAAUCAGAAACACCUCAGGUACCUGCUGUUCAGGUUUCAGCUUCGUCUGUCACGAUCACAAGUGCGAAAAAGGGGGAAAAGACCUGGCAACACAAACCUGAGGCUGAAGAUUAAAUCUCUCCAUGAUGUACAGACUCUGAUAAAGACUCUUCGAUUUUAUAUAUUUUCAUAAAUUGUGGACUAAAUUCUUCAUCAUGCCACUAAGAACAACAUUUGAAGGAAAGUCUCCAUCAGGAAGAUGGCCGAGGCGAAUAUCAAAGCGUAAGGUUCUAUCUGUGAAUAUGAUCAGUCUUCCCCUGGCAGAUUUCCGUCACCUCGCUCACAUCGGCUCAGACGCUCACAGAGACAGUUUCGGGGAUCUCUCCUUCCUGAAGAAGGGUCACGGUCUCCUCCGUCAGAGCUCUCAGAGUGAGCAGAACCUCUUUAUGGCCUGUGCUCCUCCUCCAAAACCCCCCCGCCUCAACCUGGAGGAAACUGAGCCGGCAAACGGCCACAGCGACCCUGACUGGGACUCGCAGCACCGGCCUUCAGUCCAGAGACGCAAAAAAUGCAGCUCUCUGCCGCUCCUGGACACUGAGGAGGCUGAGGAAGAGGAAUACGAACUCCACGCUGAAGAAGCUGCAAUGAUCCGGAGCCCUGGACGAGGGAGCCUGAGCUCCGGCAGAGAUUCUACUCAAACCAGCACAGAAGAAGCACAGCCAGAGGAGCCGGACACAGGUUUCUCCUUUAACCUGGACCUGGGACCCUCGAUUCUGGAUGACGUACUGCGGGUAAUGGAGAGAAUCAACCAGUAAAGGAUAAACUCUGAACAUGAACAGUGCCUCUGUGAGAGGAAUUAAAGAAUACUCAGAGGAAUAGUAACUAAAGGACCAUCAUUGGCUUUGGAUUCUUUCUUUAUUUUUCCUUUCAAACCCUGUUUGAAGAAUGGUGAAUUCUGGGAAAUGUCUAGGAUGAAGACUUUGCUUGGACAACAAUGGAUCUCAAUGAUUUUAACCUUCUUUUUGUUGCAUUUCAAUGGAUAUUUAACCUCUACAAGACUAUUCAACAGUACAUCUUAACUCAGGGGUCGGCCAGAUGUGGCUCGCAAGCAUGAAACAUCUGGCCUGUGAGGUUGUUUGAACUAUAAUGAACAAUAACCAAAAAACUAAAUACGAUAAAAAGCUUCUCUGGGGAGCUUUAGUUUACAUUCCUCCCCUGUCUACCCGUUCUCGGGCUCCCUAUCUCCUUAUAAGGGCGUUUUUUCCCAGCCGUGUCCCAAUUCACUAGCCUGGGGCAGAGGUAGUGUAUUGGAGCGUGACCCUGAUGACACGGGUUCAAUCCCGCGUGAGGAGCGGUGUGUAUAUAUAUUUAUUCAUUUUUUUCUUUCUUCUUGGGUUCUCCUGCUUUGAGAUCAACUGUUCUGCAAUUGGGUUCAACAACCCUCUGGGCUGGAGAGCUACUAGUCUGUAGCACUUAAUCCCAUUACACUUUUUACAUUUUCCAAAACAUAUUUUUAUUUUUUGUGGCCCACCGCCCAACCUAAUUGCUGACCCCUGUUUUAGCUUAUUUAGCUUAUUGCUACCUGUGUUGGGAAGUAUUUGAAAUAUGUUUUUGUCAAGCUACUUCCUUUUAAAGACAACAUCAGGACUCAGUUACACUCCUGUAAAACGUUCUGUAGUUUAUAAGGACUCUUUACAAGCAGAGAAAAGAAGAAGAGAUAAGAGGAGAUAAGACACGUCUGCAAAUAAAGCUAAGAAAGUUCCAGAAUGUAGUUAAUAAGUAAGCAGCUCACUAAGCUGUAAUUUUAUGUAUUACUAAAGAAGCAGGAUAGACAUUUUUGUAAUCAUCUCAGGAUUUAUACUUUUAUAAAGAAUCUGCUGGACUUGUGGCUGGUGUUUCUUGUAGUAUGUUAUUAUUUUAUCAUGUUAAUGUUUUUUUUUUCUUUGUUUUAGAUCAAAAAAGUAAAAAACAAAAAAGUAGAGAUCAGGGUUGCACCAUAUAUAUCAUUUCAGUGGGUUUGCAAUGAGGGCAUAUGCAACAAUAAGAUCGUAAGACAAGCAAUGUCAUUUAAGACCAAUUGAAUUAAAUUUUCUAAAUAAAAAUUACAUUUUUUUCAUUUUCUAUGACCAGAUUCAAAUUACAUAAGGAACAGGGGUGUCGCCAUUAUUUUUUAAAUCUAAUUCAGCAGGUCUUUUACUGGGUGGCUAUGUCUGUAAAGUUAAGUUAAGUAAACAAAACUGUAACUCUUAAUAAAAAAAAAAAAAAAUAUAUAUAUAUAUAUAUUCACAGAGAUCUCUAGAUUUCCAGAUUUCCACUAAGGCUGGGUGUAGCAGCAUUAGCGUUAGCAUUAGCUGUUGCCACUGUUAGCAGCUAAUGCCACAAGAGAGCGCUACACUGAGGAACCCUGAAUGUUCUGGGUUACAACUCGGGUGCUAACCCACAUUACCACCAGAACUGUCCGUCGAGACAAUAAAUUAUUGUGGUCUAAAACCAGGUGUUUCAGUUUCAUUGUCCAACCCCUGUAUGAUAUUAUAAGUUGUUGAUUUCUCUA
Molecule: messenger RNA, 3242 nt
Organism: Astyanax mexicanus (Mexican tetra)
Lineage: Eukaryota; Metazoa; Chordata; Actinopteri; Characiformes; Acestrorhamphidae
Product: cdc42 effector protein 3
Exons: 4
Coding region: 907-1506 (199 amino acids)
Source: RefSeq, a predicted model, not a curated record